AUGGCUCCAACCGAGGAGAAGCUUCGCCCGAUUGUGGUAUCAGGACCCUCAGGUUCCGGCAAAUCGACGCUGUGGAAACGACUUCAGAAAGAAUAUCCAGACCGAUUCGCACUUUCCGUAUCGCAUACUACACGACAACCACGGGAAGGGGAAGAAAAUGGACGAGAGUACUGGUUCACAGAUAAGGAGAGCUUUCAGAAGCUCAUAGAUGAGGGUGGCUUUAUCGAGCAUGCACAAUUUGGUAGCAAUCUCUAUGGCACCAGCGUACAAGCUGUAAAAGACGUCGCAGAGAAGGGCAAGACUUGUGUUUUGGAUAUCGAGAUGGAGGGCGUCAAACAAGUCAAGAAAACCGAUCUGAAUGCACGCUUCGUCUUCCUCCAACCACCAUCGGUCGAAGUGCUGGAAAAGCGAUUACGAGGCCGAGGAACAGAUAAGGAGGAAGCGAUCUUGGAAAGAUUAAAACAGGCGGAGAAGGAAAUUGAAUACAGCCAGACACCAGGCGUGCAUGAUAAGAUCAUUGUGAACGAUGACUUGGAAAAGGCUUGGGAAGAGUUCAGGAAUUUCUGUGUUCCAGAGGCAGAGGAAGCUCAGGUUGAGAGUAAAGGUGUUGGUCCUUAG
This is a messenger RNA of Pseudocercospora fijiensis CIRAD86, 618 nucleotides long. RefSeq lists its product as uncharacterized. Gene Ontology annotation, biological process: purine nucleotide metabolic process. The record is from RefSeq and is a predicted model, not a curated record. The transcript is spliced from 3 exons. The coding region runs from base 1 to 618 and encodes 205 amino acids. Gene Ontology annotation, molecular function: GMP kinase activity. Lineage: Eukaryota; Fungi; Ascomycota; Dothideomycetes; Mycosphaerellales; Mycosphaerellaceae. Gene Ontology annotation, cellular component: cytosol.